Molecule: messenger RNA, 531 nt
Organism: Hepatospora eriocheir
Lineage: Eukaryota; Fungi; Microsporidia; Hepatosporidae
Source: the annotation of a GenBank genome assembly
AUGACUGAAAAGAAACAGAAACUAAUAGAUCAAUCUCCAUUUGAUAAAGAAAUAAGUGAAUUUUUUAAAAACAAUCCAAGUAGAGAAUUAAGCUAUAAUGAAUUACAAGAUAACAAAAAGAUGUUGAUAAUAAAUGGUGUGUUAACACGAGAGAUUAAUAGUGAAAGUUUUAUAAAAAAUCUUUAUAAAACUUUUAUUGAAUAUAAAAAGAGUCCACUUGAGCCACUUAAGUUUGAUAAUAAGAAUCCAACUCAUCUUUAUUAUCAAAUUUCUAAAUUAUUUAAAUAUUUAGACAUGUUACUUACAUCAUCAGUAAUUACAAAAUGUGAAGAGGAUAUUGUAGGGAGAAUAAGCAGUAUUAUCAGAGAAUAUUAUGUUGAAAUGCACCAGCAAUUUAUAGAAAGUAAAAAUCCUACAAUAUUAAAACAAAUUUAUUUUCCUGAUUCAAAAUCACUUUCAUUUCAUUUCAUUUUUAAUCAAAAUUUAAAUGAUGAAUUUUCUAAAUUGUAUGCCAAGUUUAAACAAGUUUAA